Molecule: messenger RNA, 1755 nt
Organism: Drosophila yakuba
Lineage: Eukaryota; Metazoa; Arthropoda; Insecta; Diptera; Drosophilidae
Gene: Adk3
Product: adenosine kinase
Exons: 3
Coding region: 476-1576 (366 amino acids)
Biological process (GO): purine ribonucleoside salvage
Cellular component (GO): nucleus; cytosol
Molecular function (GO): adenosine kinase activity
Source: RefSeq, a predicted model, not a curated record
UUACACGCAAUUUAUGUAAUACGCUAAACAAUAAAGUCGCAUGAAUUGUAAAACAUGGUUAUUGGGUAUAACUCGAUGGCAUUUCUAGAGCGACUUUGAGUAACGAGUAACACUAAAACGAUAGCCACAAUCGCAGUGCCAAAAGCUCUGUGUUAUCGAAAACCGCAGCAAAGUCAAAAAGGGCAAAAAAGACGAGCGAAAUGGAAAUGAUUGGCAAGAAAACAACAAUGAGCUGUUCUUUGUAGGCCGCUCGUCAAACAGAUAGAAGAAAGAAGUUGGCCCCAACUAAUUGCCCAAAAUGGGAAAAAACAAACCGAGUUCGCUGGCGAGAGCGAGAUAAAAACACCGGGACAAACCGGCCUGAGCGUUCAGUUCGGCGCCGGACAACAGAAGCUGCGGAUCGCUGUUGGAUUUCAUCCGGAGCACUUGUAAAUAGAACGCGAAAGUGGCAAACAAGCGUUAAUUUUUGCAUACAAUGGAGUACCUGAGCUACAUGUACGAGAAAAUCUUUGGAGGCAAUCCUCCCACGGACGACACGCAAGGGGCAUUCCACACGCCCCGCAAGGUCAUCUGCUUCGGCAACGUCCUGCUCGACCGACUGGUUCAGCUCGAGGACCCACAACUCCUGGAGCGGUUCGGCCUGGAACUGGGCUCCAAGGGCGAACUGGACAUGGAGAAACUCAACCAGCUGGCAGCGGAGGCUUCCGAGAGCUCUCAGUGCCUUACAAAUCCUGGUGGCUCUGCCCUCAACACUGCCCGCAUCCUGAAGCAGCUGGGCACAGACGCCCUCUUCUUUGGCGCUGUAGGAGCCGACAAGCACGCCGAGGAACUGCGCCAGAUCAUCAGGGAUCGCGGCAUCGAGGCCAGGUUGCAGACCGUUGAGGAUGCGCACACGGGGCAGUGCGUGUGCCUCAUGUAUCAGGAUAACCCCACGCUCUACGCGAACAUCGGCGCUUCGGCUCAGUUCCAGGUGCAGACACUGAGCCACGCUGUCAGUCACGAGGGUCAGAGCUUCCUGCGACCCGUGGAGCGGAAACAAAUCCUGUACGUGGAGGGCUUCUUUGUGCCCCAGAGGAGUGAUGUGUGCGACUACAUAGUGCAGCAUCUGGUGCGGGAGCGGAGACGACUGGCCCUUAAUCUCAGUGCCCCAUACAUCGUGAGGAAAAAUCACCGAGCUAUGAUGCAACUGGCCCGGGCCGCAUUCUUCCUGUUCGGAAACCGUCAGGAGUUCGAGGCGCUGGCCGAGGCUGCGGGAGGGUUCCGAAACGUCGAUGAACUGGCGGAUCAUCUCCUGCAGUUCGGUGGCACCAAGGUCAUCUUCGUCACUAACGGCAGUGCCGGCGUACAAGUAAUCACCAACUACGUGGAAGAGCUGGCUCCUCCGGGACCCGUCAGCUUUGAGGACUACAGGGCGCAGCGCGUAGAUCAGCUGGUGGAUGCCACAGGUGCCGGCGAUGCCUUUGUGGCCGGAUUUCUGCACGCCUGGCUGGAGAAGCGCUCGCUGGGCGAGUGCAUCCGAAUGGCCUCCAGUGUGGCCGCCAAGGUCGUCACCCAGGUGGGCUGCAAUUUGCCCUAGACCGACGGCAUGCAUCGUCAACUCAGAUAGCGCACAACAAAGCACCAAAGUAGACUUUUAGCUCGUAAUUAUUCCGGUAAUCUCCCAAACUUUAGGCUUAGUCAAACACUUAUCUACUACUUCACACAAGCAAUGAACUUAGUCGUAAUGUGACUUAAUAAAAACAAGAGAGAACGCUA